Elephantulus edwardii (Cape elephant shrew) is the source of this 1908-nucleotide messenger RNA. RefSeq names its product tripartite motif containing 47 (gene TRIM47). Bases 1 to 1908 code for a protein of 635 amino acids. The transcript is spliced from 6 exons. Lineage: Eukaryota; Metazoa; Chordata; Mammalia; Macroscelidea; Macroscelididae. Gene Ontology annotation, molecular function: zinc ion binding. The record is from RefSeq and is a predicted model, not a curated record.
AUGGACGGCAGCGGGCCCUUCAGCUGCCCCAUCUGCCUGGAGCCGCUGCGGGAGCCGGUGACGCUGCCCUGCGGCCACAACUUCUGCCUAGCCUGCCUGGGCGCGCUCUGGCCUCACCGCGGGGCGGGGGUCUCAGGGGGCACGAGCGGCCCGGGGGGCACGGCGCGCUGCCCGCUGUGCCAGGAGCCCUUCCCCGACGGCCUGCAGCUCCGCAAGAACCACACGCUGUCCGAGCUGCUGCAGAUGCGCCAGGGCUCGGGCCUCACCAAAGGCCCGGGCCCUGAGCCCUCGGCGCCCAGCGCGCCGCCCAGCGCCCCGGAGCCGUCGGCCCCCUGCGCUCCCGAGUCGUGGCCCGCGGAUGAAGAGCCGGUGCGCUGUGAUGCGUGCCCCGAGGGCGCUGCCCUGCCGGCCAAGCUCUCCUGCCUCUCCUGCCUGGCCUCCUUCUGCCCGGCGCACCUGGGCCCGCACGAGCGCAGCCCUGCGCUGCGAGGACACCGCCUGGUGCUGCCGCUUCGCCGCCUGGAGGAGAGCCUGUGCCCGCGCCACCUGCGGCCCCUCGAGCACUACUGCCGAGCGGAGCGCGUGUGCCUGUGCGAGGCCUGCGCCGCCCAGGAGCACCGCGGCCACGAGCUGGUGCCGCUGGAGCAGGAGCGCGCGCUCCAAGAGGCUGAGCAAUCCAAAGUCAUGAGCGCUGUGGAGGACCGCAUGGACGAGCUGGGCGCUGGUAUUGCCCAAUCCCGGCGCACAGUGGCCCUCAUCAAGAGUGCAGCCGUUGCAGAACGGGAGAGAGUGAGCCGCCUGUUUGCAGAGGCCUCGGCCACCCUGCAGAGAUUCCAGACCGAAGUGCUGGGCUUCAUUGAUGAGGGGGAGGCCACCAUGCUGAGCCGCUCCCAGGGCGACCUGCGGCGCCAGGAGGCGCAGAGAGGCCGCCUGAGCCGAGCCCGUCACAACCUCAGCCAGGUGCCCGAGGCUGACUCCAUCAGCUAUCUGCAGGAGUUCCUGGCACUACGGUUGGCCCUGGAGGAGGGGUGCGGCCCGGGGCCUGGCCCCCCGAGGGAGCUCAGCUUCACCAAGUCCUCUCAAGCCGUGCGGGCGGUGAGAGAGCUGCUGGCUGCGGCCUGCACCAGCCAGUGGGAGCAGCUGCAGGGACUGGGCAGUGACGAGGAUGGCCUACAAAAGUCAGGGUCGGAAGUGGACGUGGACUCCCAGGGCCCCGACAGCACCAGCCAUCUGGAGAGUGAAGCUACCCGGGAUUACUUCCUCAAGUUUGCCUACAUCGUGGACCUGGACAGUGACACAGCUGACAAAUUCCUGCAGCUGUUUGGAACCAAGGGUGUGAAGCGGGUGCUGAGUCCCAUCAACUACCCGGAGUCGCCCACCCGCUUCACCCACUGCGAGCAGGUGCUGGGCGAGGGCGCCCUGGACCGGGGCACCUACUACUGGGAGGUGGAGAUCAUCGAGGGCUGGGUCAGUGUGGGGGUCAUGGCCGAAGGCUUCUCCCCGCAAGAGCCCUACGACCGGGGCCGGCUGGGCCGCAACCCGCUCUCGUGCUGCCUGCAGUGGAACGGCCGCAGCUUCUCCGUCUGGUUCUACGGCCUGGAGGUGCCCCUGCCACAGCCCUUCUCGCCCACCGUGGGCGUCUGCCUGGAAUACGCUGACCGCGCCCUGGCCUUCUAUGCCGUCCAGGAUGGCAAGAUGAGCCUGCUGCGAAGGCUCCGGGCCUCCAAGCCUCGCCGCAACGGUGGCCCCACCGCGCCCACAGACCCCUUCCAGAACUGCCUGGACAACCACUUCCUGGGGCUCUUCAGCCACAGGCUCAAACCUGCCUUCUUCCUGGAGAGCGUGGAUGCGCACCUGCAGAUUGGGCCCCUGAAGAAAUCCUGCAUAUCUGUGCUGAAGCGGAGGUGA